Messenger RNA from Helicoverpa armigera (cotton bollworm), 643 nucleotides. RefSeq names its product large ribosomal subunit protein eL18 (gene RpL18). Gene Ontology annotation, molecular function: structural constituent of ribosome; RNA binding. Bases 65 to 616 code for a protein of 183 amino acids. Gene Ontology annotation, cellular component: cytosolic large ribosomal subunit; ribosome. The transcript has 4 exons. The record is from RefSeq and is a predicted model, not a curated record. Gene Ontology annotation, biological process: translation. NCBI's taxonomy places the organism in Eukaryota, Metazoa, Arthropoda, Insecta, Lepidoptera, Noctuidae.
AGUAUUCUUCCCAGCUGUCAACAAUAUUUAUUGUCUAUAGUCUCUUUUUCUUCCGGUUGUCAAGAUGGGUAUCGACAUCAACCACAAACACGACAGGAAAGUUAGGCGCACCGAAGUCAAGUCUCAGGAUGUGUACCUGAGAUUGCUUGUUAAACUAUACAGGUACUUGGCUCGCCGUACAAAUGCCAAGUUCAACCAGAUUAUCCUGCGUAGGCUGUUCAUGAGCCGCAUCAACCGCCCUCCGCUAUCGCUGUCGCGGUUGGCGCGUCACAUGAAGAAGCCUACUCGCGAGGGCAUGAUUGCCGUCGUGGUCGGCAGCAUCACCAACGAUGUGAGGCUCUACAAGGUGCCCAAGCUAACAGUCGCCGCUCUGCACGUCACAGAGAAGGCUCGCGCCCGCAUCUUGGCCGCUGGAGGAGAGAUCCUGACUUUCGAUCAGCUGGCUCUGCGCGCCCCCACUGGCGCCAAGACCGUUCUGCUGCAGGGUCGCCGCAACGCCCGCGAGGCUGUCCGUCACUUCGGCCCCGCGCCGGGAGCUCCGCGCUCGCACACGAAGCCCUACGUGCGCACUAAGGGACACGAACGCGCGCGGCCUAGCCGUCGUUCGAACGUGUAAUCUUUAAAUAUAAGGACUACAAUCUAA